UAGGCAAACAACAAUGCAGGAUCGGGUGUCUCUGUUUCCCUAGCAACGCAUUUUAUAUUAGGUGGAGGAUUGCAGGAGUUGGACUUUAAACUGAGGUGGGACUGACAAGCCGGCGCUUCCUGGAUCCUAGCAGCGGCACUUCAAUAUGGCAAAGUUCUUCACACCCGCCCAAAUCAAUGAAUUCAAGGAGUGUUUUUCCUUGUACGACAAGAAUCAUAAGGGAAGAAUUCUUGUCAAGGACUUGAUCACAGUCAUGCGCUGCCUGGGUACCAGCCCCACAUUUGGGGAGAUUGACAGACACCUGCAGGUCAACGGAAUAAGCAAAACAGGCGAGGUGGACUUCUCAACUUUCCUGACCAUGAUGCACAGGCAGAUGCAACAAGAAGACCCCAAGGCAGAGAUACUAGAGGCUUUGCGGAUGACAGACCGCCAGAAGAGAGGAUACAUUCAAGCAUCUGAGCUCCGGACCAAACUCACCAAGUUGGGGGAGAAACUCACUGACAAAGAAGGUAGCAUUUCCCCCUGUUGUUUUAUCUUGUAUUAUCACACACCUAAACACAAGUGUAAAUAUAUAAAUCAAUCAUACAUCUUUUUUUGUCACAUUGAUGGUCACCGCCAAUUUCGCCAAUUAUGUUCUAAACCUUUUUGUUCAAUGAUGCUGUUCAUGGAUGUAAUGGAGAGGAAGCUGAUCUGAGUGAAACAAUCGGCCGUUGCCUGCGAGCACAUUGCAAACAUUGUCUCACAAAAGAGUAGACGAGACCAAACUCAAAGAAUUUUGCAUUUGAGCGGAGAGGUGAAGAACACAAUUUCCCCCGGUACAGAAUUUGAAACACUGCCACAUUGAUUACAUUGCCAUAAAAAAAAAAAAAACAAUAAGAGCAGAAUAGGGUCCCCUUAUUCUAUUUACUUAGGCUUGUUAAACACUGGCACAUACACAUAAAGAUUCUUUCCCUUUCAGUGAUGGACUCACCUUGUUUCCAAGGUGCAUCAUUUCCAAUGUAGCAGGACACUGAUAUUCCAUUAUUAUUAUUAUAAUGCAUGCCGUCCACUUAACACAGCAAGAUAUCCACAAUCGGCUUUUUAAAUAGAAAAAUGUGUCAAAAGCAAACAGUAAAGC
This is a messenger RNA of Synchiropus splendidus (mandarinfish), 1117 nucleotides long. It is a transcript of the gene calml4a, whose product is annotated as calmodulin-like 4a. The transcript is spliced from 4 exons. NCBI's taxonomy places the organism in Eukaryota, Metazoa, Chordata, Actinopteri, Syngnathiformes, Callionymidae. Bases 146 to 694 code for a protein of 182 amino acids. Gene Ontology annotation, molecular function: calcium ion binding. The record is from RefSeq and is a predicted model, not a curated record. Gene Ontology annotation, cellular component: myosin II complex.